AUGUUUAAGGAAGUAUGAGUAAGAAGACUACAAUUGGAGAAGAUUUGACUGAAGUAAAAAUGCAAAAAAAAAAAAACGAGUUCCAACAAAAAAUGCUACAAUACAUAGAUUCUAUUGUAUCUUUGUGUUUAUUAUAUAACAAUUUACAAAAAUUAAAAUUUAUAUUUAUACAUGUAAAGUGGUUCUACAAAAGAGAAAUAGGAAUUAAUAAAUGUGAGUUUUGUCCAGCAGAAUUUGCAGUUAUUCAAUUUAACCUUGAAAAUGGUGUUGAGAAUAUAUAUUAUGAAUUGAAGAUGAAAAUACCAUUAGGAUGGAAAAGAGAUGUAAUUGAAACUAAUCAACAAACGCACCAAAUCCCCAUAGAAUUAGAAGAUGGACAAAGUGACUUUUCAUAAAUGUUUAAUGAGUUGACCAAAUUUUUAGAAUCAAACAAGACUGGAAAUAAAUUUCCAUUAUUCACUGCAAAAGAUUUGACUCCUGUUGUGGAAUCGCUGCUAAUAAAAAUGAUUGAUGCCAAUGUAUCGAUUGAUGAUUUUAUAAUUUAUUCGAUAGAAGCUCUAUUUGUAGCAUUGCGAAAUGCUGCUAUGCAAAAGGUAGAUGAUCGUAGUAUUUCUCUUAUUGUUACAGAAAAUGAAUUUUCGAAAAACUCUUUAUGCAAUACACGUGGUUUCGAGUGUGAUUUUCAUAUAAUUAUAGAUAUGUCUCAAUACUGUAGCAAAUCUAUAGUAAAAAGAUAAAGUUUCACAAUAUGUGACUAUUAUUGUGAAUAUUUAAAUAUAAAAUUGAUUGAAGGUGUGCAUCGUCCAAAGGAAACCCCAUUUCUACAAUCUAGUGAUCAAGAAAGAAAAAAAAGCUAG
Messenger RNA from Apis cerana (Asiatic honeybee), 857 nucleotides. RefSeq names its product protein maelstrom homolog. Gene Ontology annotation, biological process: male meiotic nuclear division; negative regulation of DNA-templated transcription; piRNA processing. Gene Ontology annotation, molecular function: sequence-specific DNA binding. Gene Ontology annotation, cellular component: nucleus; P granule. The record is from RefSeq and is a predicted model, not a curated record. NCBI's taxonomy places the organism in Eukaryota, Metazoa, Arthropoda, Insecta, Hymenoptera, Apidae.